ACAGGCGAGCGCCGCGGUCUUCUCAUCAGACACCAUGGAGUGGCAAUUUUUCCCAAGGACUACGCUGCCGCUGCGUGAGUAUGGUACAGCCAAGGCCGGCAGGGUGGUGCAUGGACUCAUUUGCUGGGCAGACUGGAUGGAUGACCAGAUCGUGGUGCUCGACACUGCAACGUUUCAGUUUUCUCUAAUGGAUCUGCCGACGCCUUUGAAGAAUGGGGAAUCGGAAGAGACAACUUUUAAGCUCGGAGAGACCAAGGAUGAGAAGCUCUGUAUCGUAGAUAUAAAGGAGAACACACUUGUUGCUUGGUUCCUGACAGCCGACGAUGAUGGUGUCAACGAGAGGUGGAUGAUGUACAGGACGUUCCCAUUGCAGCCGAUUGUUAAGGAGUUCACUAGUUGCUCGAUGGAGGAAGAGGGUCAUGUCGUCGUGCAGGUUGAAGCGGUUAUCGAUGGCUUUAUGUACCUCUCUAUUCAAAACCAGAAGGAUACUAAACCUUAUCAGCUGUUCCUAUCCUUAUGCCUGGAAACAGCGGAGAUGAAGGAGCUCUUUAGGGAUGAUGGAUCUCGGUACUACGAGGAAGCCCAUCCCUACGUCAUGGCAUGGCCUUCCUCUUUGGUACAAAACAAGGAGGAAUCAGAAACUGAAGUUACUGCAGACAGUGUUGCCGAGGAUAGCCCCGUGGGCACAAAAGAAGCUUCCUCUGUCCUUUUCACUGCAUUGCAGUCAUUCAAACAGGCUCUGUUGAAUGAUGGUAAAGAUAUCGUGGCGGAGGUAGAUGCCUUGUUGCGUCCUAUCGAGGAGGAUGACAAGAGUUCUCUUAUGAGCAAAAUCACCUCUUUGGAUGCACAGUUGACAACUGCAAGAGACCGUAUCUUGAGGAUAAGUUCAUGGCUCUGAGGACUAUAUGCGGUGAGUUUGUGGCCCGGUCCAAUGGUCCUGAAAGCCUGAAACCCUCUCUCUGUUCCAAAGCAGCUUAGAGGAUAAAUGUGCUUGACGCCUCCUUCUUGGAAGGAUAUGUUACCCUUUGAGAAGGUAUCUUCGUGUCAUGUUCAGAGGAUGAGUCUGUGGUAUCUAAUUUGCACCCUAAAGGUGGUUCAAGAAGUGUGCGGUUUUAAUUUCUGUUUCGAAGACACACAAAGGGGUUUCUUUUCCCAGAUUUCUGUUCUGUUGCGCUUAGAUGCAAUAUGCUUUGCUUAAUGGGUGUUUCUGUUUCUUUGCUUCUUUGUACUGUACUACUCCGUUCUUGUAAGCUGGUGACACCCGCAGCUAAUUAUUACCAAACACUCCUUAAGUAAUAGAUACAUUAUAAA
Molecule: messenger RNA, 1311 nt
Organism: Brachypodium distachyon (stiff brome)
Lineage: Eukaryota; Viridiplantae; Streptophyta; Magnoliopsida; Poales; Poaceae
Exons: 2
Coding region: 35-898 (287 amino acids)
Source: RefSeq, a predicted model, not a curated record